AUGUUGGCAGAUUUUGAAAGUGUUCUCCGCUCGGAGUUCUCCCUGAAGGAUUGCCCUCGCAUCGGUCCUUUCACUUGGCAUAACAUUCCCGGUGUAAACGAUGCAGCUGAAGAUGGAUCUGCUCUAGGUUUGAAUAAUCCCCUUGGAGUGAGUGCUGAUCGCACGGACGAUUUCAGCGUGAUGCCCUACAGUGGAGAAGAACUUACGAGGGAUCCGCUUUGCACAAGCAACUGCAUCAACUCUGACAGACGCAUAUGGAAACUCAUGUUACCGUGUCCAGUGCCGCGCAGUGUUCCUAAACUUGACAUGAAAAAAGGCACCACAACACUGGGGUUUCACUUUGACGGUGGGAUAAUUAUUGCCGUUGACUCCCGUGCCUCAUCCGGCCAGUAUAUUUCUUCUCAAACGGUUAUGAAGGUACUGGAGAUAAACGAAUAUCUUCUUGGUACGAUGGCUGGUGGUGCAGCAGAUUGCCAGUACUGGGAGCGCGUUCUCGGCAUGGAGUGCCGCCUGUGGGAGCUACGUAACAACUGCCGUAUCUCUGUAGCAGCCGCAAGCAAGAUUCUGGCAAAUAUAACCUACCAAUACCGCAACCACGGGCUAUCUAUGGGAACAAUGGUGGCUGGUUGGGAUCAGUUUGGGCCGUCCCUUUAUUACGUGGACGACAAGGGCACGCGUGUAAAGCAUGAAAUUUUUAGUGUGGGAUCCGGUUCCAUUUAUGCCUAUGGUGUGCUUGACCAGGGCUACCGGAAGAACCUCACUGUUGAGGAGGCAUGUGACCUGGCGCGCCGCUCAAUCUUCCACGCGACGUAUCGUGACGGUGCCUCUGGUGGCAUUGUGACUGUUUAUCAUGUUCACCCGAAAGGAUGGACUCAGAUAUCGCGGGAUGACCAAACCAAACUGUAUGACCGUUAUUCUUCUCAGAGUGCAUAG
This is a messenger RNA of Trypanosoma brucei brucei TREU927, 933 nucleotides long. RefSeq names its product proteasome subunit beta 5. Gene Ontology annotation, cellular component: proteasome core complex. Gene Ontology annotation, molecular function: threonine-type endopeptidase activity. Bases 1 to 933 code for a protein of 310 amino acids. The record is from RefSeq and is a predicted model, not a curated record. NCBI's taxonomy places the organism in Eukaryota, Euglenozoa, Kinetoplastea, Trypanosomatida, Trypanosomatidae. The transcript has a single exon.